This is a messenger RNA of Solanum stenotomum, 825 nucleotides long. RefSeq names its product E3 ubiquitin-protein ligase RSL1-like. The transcript is spliced from 2 exons. The coding region runs from base 28 to 531 and encodes 167 amino acids. Gene Ontology annotation, cellular component: cytoplasm; ubiquitin ligase complex. Gene Ontology annotation, biological process: ubiquitin-dependent protein catabolic process; protein polyubiquitination; positive regulation of proteasomal ubiquitin-dependent protein catabolic process. NCBI's taxonomy places the organism in Eukaryota, Viridiplantae, Streptophyta, Magnoliopsida, Solanales, Solanaceae. The record is from RefSeq and is a predicted model, not a curated record. Gene Ontology annotation, molecular function: ubiquitin conjugating enzyme binding; zinc ion binding; ubiquitin protein ligase activity.
AAUACAGAAAUUUUAAAACAGCUAAGAAUGGCUCCGCGUAAUCUGAUAUCAGAUGCCAAAUUAGCAAAGGAAUUGCAGAAGCAAUAUGUUAUUGGACACUCUUUAGAAAUUUUUGCAAGUUAUGAAAAGGGCUUGAUAGAGUCAGCUAUUCCGAAUCGAGAGAAAUUGUAUUGUCCUUAUAAAAAAUGUGCAAAGUUGCUCAGCCAUGAUCCUACUGAUGAAGAAGCUGAGAUUAUUAUUAAGGGCAAAUGUCCUUGGUGCGCAGGACUGUUGUGCGCGCGGUGCAGAGUACCUUGGCACACUGGGCGUGACUGUCAACAGUUUCAAAAGGAAGAAAAAGACAGAGAAGAUGACUUAAGAGUUAAGCUGCUUGCUGAAAAUUGCAACUGGAAGAAUUGCCCUCAUUGCAAUUCUCUUGUUGAUAAAGUUGAUGAUGGCUGUGUACACAUCACUUGCAGGUGUAAAGAGGAAUUUUGCUACGCAUGUGGAGAAACUUGGAGUGAAAGGCAUUGGAAUUGCCAGACUCGUUAAUCAUAUUGGAACAUGAAGCCGGACAAUACUACUAUACAAACAACAACAAAAUGUCAAUGAAACCUCUCCUAAUAUCUGAAAAUAAGAUACGAUACUUAUCAAAGUCGUUAAUUUGAUGCGCCAUUCAAGUUGUAUUAUUAUUAUUAUUAUUAUAGUACGAACUUGAGCCUUGUAUAGCAGUCACUUGUUGAGUUGUUGUUGUGCUUAAUAUGAUUGAAUUGGAGAUGAAGAAGCUACGAGGCUUUUUACUUGAAUUUCUUUUUCUUUUUUGUCAAAAGCUAUAAGACUUUUCUU